AUGGUCCUCCUCACACAGCUACCACUAGAGAUCGUGAGCCAUGUCCUGAGCUUCGUGGACCCCGAGGACCUGGCAACGGUCAACACGACCUGUCAGUACCUGUAUCAUGCUGUGAAGGAUAACAACGCCCUGUUUCGAGCUGUGUAUCUGCGCCAUCUUGAUGCACCACCCCAACCAGAUGCACAACUCGAUUGGAUCCAAGAAAUCCAAGAUCUGGUCAAGCUGAAACGCAUAUGUGCUAGCAAGCAGCCCGAGAGGGCGAGCUCUCACCCGCUGUUCUCGGGGGAUGCAUGUGGGAGAGAUGUCCUAGACGAAGGGCAGAACGAUGACCUCCCUUUUGUCUACAACACCGUCACCCGUCUCCUGCAGCACGUCACAUCGCAGGCCACCCGCCCAAGGCCGAGCGUCACGUACGGGGAGAGCCGGAACGCGAGCAUCCUGCGCGAGUGCUUCUCCCACGAGUCGGCCGUCCACGCCUUCCUGUGCAGGUCCUUUCUCUUCCAGCGGGCGCGCGCCCCCAUAAAGAAGUUCACGUCGCCCAAGCAGCCGCCCACCGAGGAGCGCCAGAUGUCCGCCAAGCUGCACUGCCUGUACGGCUCCCCCGUGCUCAACUAUGGCCGCCUGCGGUCCAGCAGGACCCACCCCUUUGCCAUCAGCAAGGUCUAUGACAUCCGCGAGUACACGGCCCGCACGCGCUGGGGCCCGUUUAUGGACGAGGGCCCCGACGGCAGCCAUGUCGGCGAUGACGGCCCGCGGGACCAGCCGGGUUAUAAGGUCGACUGGGAAAAGGUCGAGGCGAUCAUGAUUGUCCUUUGGCACAACAUGAAGUUGAAAGGUCUGGACCGCCUGCCUGUCUUUAACCACUUCUGGGGCAGGCCGUUUGGCGGCUGCUGGCCGGACAGCUACGUCCCUGAACCGACGAAUAGGCAUGUCACGGACCUGGACCUGCAAGAUCCUUACGAUGUGACCGGGACUUGGCUGAGGAUCGUCUGCUUCCUCGACUACAACGACUUCUUCGCAUACAACUUCCCACCCCACGACGAUCUCCCGGACUAUCUGCCCCGGCACGCCCUUGACGAGCUUGAGGCAACACGGCUGAUCGUGGUCAAGAUCCGCGUCACAAAGAUCGAGCCGCCCGGGCCCGAGGACGGCCAGGCCCUCCCCGUGGUGCACUUCGAGGGCCUCUCCAAAUCCCUGGACUCCAGCCUGGACGAGAACGCAAACUCGGGCCUCACAGGGACCGUCCGCCUGACCAGGGAGGGCGAGGUGCGCUGGACAAGCCACUCCAUUUUCAACGGCGAGGAGAGGUGGCGCAGCGAGAGCGUCCAGGUCGGCGGCCUCAGGUCGGCCAAGGUGGUCGGGAACUGGUUUGACAAGGACUACGACCCGUCCGGCCCCGUCGGCCCAACCGCAUUCUGGAAAAUCGCGGACCGCCACCCGGGCAGCCGCGACGAUCGCAUCACCGAGAAUGACUACCGCACCCUUAUCGACGGGAUAGAAGAGGAGGUUUACCUCACGCCCGCAGACGGCGACGGCGACGAAGAGCUCGGCCCUUUGAGCGUGUUCCAGAUAAACUCUGAUGAUGAGGAAUACGAGUUUCCAGAGGAUGAGGAUGAGGAUGAGGAAGAUGACGACGGGAGCGAGGAAGGACGUCCCGGCCCGGCUGAGGGCGCGGGAGAAGAUUCUUACAGCGAGGGGGGAGAGGAUAGCGAUGGGGAUGUAUUUGUCCUCAGUGGGAUGAGGCCGCAAGGCCCGGACGAGAAAAAGGAUUAG
Diaporthe batatas is the source of this 1773-nucleotide messenger RNA. RefSeq lists its product as uncharacterized. Bases 1 to 1773 code for a protein of 590 amino acids. Gene Ontology annotation, molecular function: protein binding. The record is from RefSeq and is a predicted model, not a curated record. The transcript is spliced from 7 exons. NCBI's taxonomy places the organism in Eukaryota, Fungi, Ascomycota, Sordariomycetes, Diaporthales, Diaporthaceae.